Molecule: messenger RNA, 594 nt
Organism: Aspergillus chevalieri
Lineage: Eukaryota; Fungi; Ascomycota; Eurotiomycetes; Eurotiales; Aspergillaceae
Product: ribonuclease P Rpr2/Rpp21/SNM1 subunit
Exons: 1
Coding region: 1-594 (197 amino acids)
Biological process (GO): tRNA processing
Cellular component (GO): nucleolar ribonuclease P complex
Source: RefSeq, a predicted model, not a curated record
AUGGCAAAGGGGAAAGGAAAAAAUGUCAACAGCCACUUACGGGCGAGACUGGAUUACCUGCACAAAGCCGCCACCUAUCUCCACUCCACAACCAUAGCUUCCAAGCUGCCACAGACCCAGCAGAGCGAUAACGAAAACAAUGCUAGUGAUGAAAAGCGCGACAUCGAAAACAUUUCGACCCGGACUGUGCCGCAAAUUUUGAGCCCCGGUGCUACUGCUAGUGCUGUCGAGAAGGUGUCCGGUAGUGUCAGCAAAAAACAGGAACCGAAUCUUAAUCGCCUACCCAAUCUAUCCCGAGCCUAUAUCUCACAGCUUCGCGGAAUAUCGUUAAAGACACAGCUUCGGUUACCUCAGGAAGUGAAGCGGUCAUUCUGUAAGCGAUGUGAUACUUUGCUUGUGUCUGGUGUCAGCUGCAUGCAGGGGAUCAGGAACGCCAGUCGCGAAGGCAAGAAGCCGUGGGCUGAUGUUCGGAUCGUGCGUUGCACAACAUGUGGUACGGAGAAAUGCUAUCCUCAGGCUGGCAAGCGAAGCAAGAAGCUUGCCGAACGGAAGAAAGGAAAGGAGCAGAAGGAAAGACAAGCUGCAGAAACGUGA